GUUGCAUUAUAGCUGAUGCUAAUAAAAAUCAAACCAUUGGUCUUGGUAAGUUUUUACAUGAAAGAUAUUCAAGUAUGUCUAUUGAAGAACACCUUAUGCAUAUUUAUAAAAUAUGUAUUGUACAUUAUCAUAGAAAUAUAAACAAAUUAAAAAAUGUAUCUGAAAAAAUAAAAAAUAUUAUGAAAUCUAUACCAACUCUUAAAACUCAGGAUGAAGUAAAUAAUAUAAUUGAUAUUAUUAAAAAUUGUAAAUCUAAAGUUACAAGAGAUUGGCUUACAGAUAAAAAUACACCUUGGGUUUUAUCAGCAAUUUCUUCAGCUUUUACUAAAAUUGAUUUUGAAAUUUGGAAUACAAGCAGAAAUAAUACAAAUGUUAAUAAAAGUGCUCAUCAUAAUAUCAAUUUAGAUAGAACUUCAUUAUCAUUACUUGCAGCAAUUAAAAAAGCUGAAGAAUUCGAUAAUAGAGAAUAG
Funneliformis geosporum is the source of this 470-nucleotide messenger RNA. NCBI's taxonomy places the organism in Eukaryota, Fungi, Glomeromycota, Glomeromycetes, Glomerales, Glomeraceae. The record is from the annotation of a GenBank genome assembly.